Messenger RNA from Haliotis rubra (blacklip abalone), 2369 nucleotides. Its product is annotated as zinc transporter ZIP9-B-like. Bases 84 to 1049 code for a protein of 321 amino acids. Lineage: Eukaryota; Metazoa; Mollusca; Gastropoda; Lepetellida; Haliotidae. The transcript has 7 exons. Gene Ontology annotation, biological process: transmembrane transport; zinc ion transport. Gene Ontology annotation, molecular function: metal ion transmembrane transporter activity. The record is from RefSeq and is a predicted model, not a curated record. Gene Ontology annotation, cellular component: membrane.
CGGCGUCAUCAAAACAUGGUCGUACGUGGUAGGACAGCUGGUUGAGAGUCGUUUUGAGCUAUUGAAUAUUGAACUACAAGAUCAUGGACGAAUUAUGGACUUUGAUAUUACUGUCACUUGCAAUGUUGGUGGGCUGUUAUCUUGCAGGCAUAAUUCCACUAGCGUUCACAUUUUCAGAGGAGAAACUGAAGCUGGUGACUGUCCUGGGGGCGGGGCUGCUAGUGGGGACAGCCCUGGCGGUCAUCAUCCCUGAGGGGGUCCACGCCAUGUACACAUCAGGAGAACCCCACCUACAUGCUCACAAUGAGGCGAAAGCCAUUGAGGCAGCCGACGCCCACAAGGAGCACCACCCCAGUGAAGGGGAAGGGGGACAUGACCAUCAUCAUGACCACAAGCAUGACAUGUCAGAGGAACAUUCCAGGAUCGGCAUAAGUCUGGUGACCGGCUUCAUUUUCAUGUUGCUGGUAGACCAGAUAGGAGGCUCACACAUGCAUGGAGCAUCAGAUGCUGAGGCUGGUCAGGGCCAGAUUCAGAACCGGAACAAGAUCACAGCAACCGUAGGCUUGGUCGUCCACGCAGCAGCUGAUGGAGUAGCCCUUGGAGCUGCCAUUACCCUGGCUGAAGCUCACAUCACCAUGAUCGUCUUCAUCGCCAUCAUGCUCCACAAGGCUCCAGCUGCAUUUGGUCUUGUGUCUUUCCUCCUUCACGAGAACUCCGACAGACCACGUAUCCGGCGCCAUCUGCUGGCCUUCUCUGUAGCAGCACCCCUGUUGUGUGUUAUAACAUUCUUCGGUCUAAGUCAGCAAAGUAAGGAGAAGCUGUCAGACAUGCACACGACAGGGAUUGCCAUGCUGUUUAGCGCAGGGACAUUUUUAUAUGUGGCAACUGUCCAUGUGUUGCCAGAAAUACAAACAGAACAUACUCGGACGACUGCCCCCGAUGGAACUGUCAUUGUCAGGGAGCACAAGGGCUUCAGGAAAAUCGAGCUAUUAGCUCUGGUGGCAGGCUCUUUGAUUCCAGUGGUGUUAGCACUGGGACAUAAACAUUGAGAAACACAACCUGUGUUGUAGGGUAUAAUUAUUGAAGAUGAUAGCUCCUCCUUUGUUUUAGUCUUGCUAAGUCAUUUUGAGGUGUUAAAAUAUCUCCUUCUAUUUGUGCCACUAAGACAUCCAGAGGAAUUUAAUAUUGCUUCCAUUAGUCUCACUGAGUCAUUUGGGGGAGUUAAUAUAUAUCAUUGUGUUAUUCUUACUUAAUCAUGUGAAAGAAUUAUUUCUGCCAAUAUCAUUUUUUUAUUUGUGUGAAAACGUUAUUUCAGGUUAACUGUGGUGCAGGUAGUGUUGAUGUGCAGAGUUGAGUCCCUUUGGUAUGUCAGUAUCCGCUGAUGGUAGUUAGAAUCACAGAUUCACUUUGAUAUGAAUCCCUGAUACCUCAAGCUGUAGGUUUUCUUCCUACACAAAGCAGACAUGCUGGUUUUAGAAUGGUGUUCGGAACAGCAUUAAACCCAAUACUUACUGAUUCAUAAUAAUAUUCUUCCUCAGUAAAGGAAAAAUUGUUCAAAUUACCAUAUUUUCUCAUGUUUAGUGUAUAUUUUCCAAAAAGUAAACCUGUGUGGACUGGGGGUCUACAUCUCUACACAAUACAGAAAUAUAAAGAGUUUUUGUACUUUCUUUUUGUUUUCAAAAUGACAAGAGUGUUGAAAGCUUCCUACAUAAAGAACAUCCAGCAGUAUACCUUAAUGCUACACUCGUGGUUGUCAUUAGUUCACAUUUAGACUUAGUUAAAGCUGCAGUGAAAACAAGCUGAUAUUGGAAUAUGUUUUUGAUUUAUGAUGCAUAUUUCGGGAAUUUAUCAUAUUUAUUGAUGACAUAGAAAAGAAUGAAGUUUAUGAAGCAUAAAUACAAAUCAUAACUCAAUCAGGAAUAUUUGACAAUGGUGUAAAUGUUGCCUCAGUGAUUUCGUGUUACCUCACCUGUGAGAUUGAUCAUCAGUGAACAUGCUACACCAUUUACAUUAACACCCAAAGAAUCCAAGUUCUAAUACAGAUUGUUCUGUGUUCGGUAGAGUUAUCAUAGUGUAAAUAAGGCUUGAAUGGAGUGUUGUAAGCAGGUCACAGGAAGACCAGACUGCUAUGACCAUCUCAUCGUGGGUUGGGAGAGAUCAUACCUUAAGGGAUCAUUCUAUAGUAUGCAUCGUCAUGAGUUCAGGUAAAACUGAUAGUCUACCAAACUUCAGUGGCUUUUUGUGGGGUAAGCACAACACCUUGAUGCCCCACCUCAACAUGAGGACAACAUGCGCCCCCAACCCGUCCUCCUUUCUCUCUCUCUCCUGGUUCCCUGAUACAAACACCAGUGGUUACUAGAUAACAUCAA